GCCGGGGUGUGAGCGUCACCGCCUGCCUUCAGCAUCGGGACCUCGCGCUCCCUGUCGGGACAACUCAGAGAACUACCCGAAGUAUUUUUGAUGAGGGUUCUAACAGUUUCUCUGCUUUUACCUUUUUGCCCAGGCACACUGCAGAGACGUCCCCUUGUCCUUCAUGAACACUCGAGUGGUAGACAGGUGACUGUCCUCCACCCCAUGCUGCUCUAGGUGCCCCGCCGGGGAGCCGUCCAGGAGGGAAGGAUGGACUCCAAAGACGACAGCUCGCACGUGUGGCCUGCGUCUGCGGACCACGAAGAGAACGCUGCCCAGGUACAUUUUGUUCCAGACGCUGGAACUGUGGCUCAGAUCGUCUACACCGAUGACCAGGUUCGCCCGCCGCAGCAGGUGGUGUAUACGGCAGAUGGUGCCUCCUACACUUCAGUGGACGGCCCGGAGCACACGCUGGUGUACAUCCAUCCUGUGGAAGCCGCUCAGACUCUGUUUACAGACCCAGGCCAGGUAGCUUAUGUCCAACAGGAUGCUCCGGCUCAGCAGGCCUCACUGCCGGUGCACAACCAGGUGCUGCCUUCGGUUGGGGGUGCAGAUGACGCGGACCCGCUGGCCACUCUGCAGACCCCUAUGGGGGGGCUGGAGGCCAAGGAGGACUCCGAGGAGGACUCGGAGGAAGACUCGGAGGAGGAGGAGGAGGGCGAGGACACCGACCUGGGUGACUGGGAGCCCGACCCACCCCGGCCCUUCGACCCGCACGACUUAUGGUGUGAGGAGUGUAACAACGCACACUCUUCAGUGUGCCCAAAGCAUGGCCCCCUGCACCCCAUCCCCAACCGCCCCGUGCUCACCAGAGCCAGAGCCAGCCUGCCCCUGGUCCUCUACAUUGAUCGGUUCCUUGGAGGCGUGUUCUCCAAAAGGCGCAUCCCUAAGCGCACCCAGUUUGGCCCCGUGGAGGGACCACUCGUCAGGGAGUCCGAACUGAAAGACUGUUACAUUCAUCUAAAGGUUUCCCUUGAUAAAGGGGACAGAAAAGACAGGGACUUGCAUGAAGACCUAUGGUUCGAGUUGUCUGAUGAGACGCUUUGUAACUGGAUGAUGUUCGUACGCCCGGCCCAGAACCACCUGGAGCAGAACCUGGUGGCUUACCAGUAUGGCCACCACGUGUAUUAUACAACAAUAAAGAAUGUGGAACCCAAGCAGGAACUGAAGGUGUGGUACGCCGCGUCCUACGCCGAGUUUGUGAACCAGAAAAUCCAUGACAUUUCUGAGGAAGAAAGGAAAGUUCUUCGAGAGCAAGAGAAGAAUUGGCCCUGCUAUGAAUGUAACCGCCGAUUUAUAAGCUCGGAGCAGUUGCAACAGCAUCUUAAUUCUCACGAUGAGAAACUGGAUGUGUUUAGCAGAACAAGAUGCAGAGGCAGGGGACGAGGCAAGAGGCGGUUUGGCCCAGGUCGACGGCCAGGGCGUCCUCCAAAAUUUAUCCGCUUGGAAAUCACCAGUGAAAAUGGAGAAAAGUGUGAUGAUGGGACACAGGACUUGCUACAGUUUUCCCCCAAGGAACAGUUUGAUGAGGCUGAGCCAGCUGCUCUGAAUGGGCUGGAUCAGCCAGAACCGACGGCUCUCCCGAUCCCUCAGCUGCCCCAGGAAGCCCCGUCUUCCCUGGAGCACGAGCCAGAAGCCCACAGCUUGCACCUGCAGCCCCAGCACGAGGAGAGCGUGCUGCCCACGCAGAGCACCCUGACCGCGGACGACAUGCGCAGGGCCAAACGCAUCCGAAACGCGGCCCUUCAGCACCUGUUCAUCCGGAAGUCCUUCCGGCCCUUCAAGUGCCUGCAGUGCGGGAAGGCCUUCCGGGAGAAGGAGAAGCUGGACCAGCACCUGCGCUUCCACGGGCGCGAGGGCAGCUGCCCGCUCACCUGCGACCUGUGCAACAAGGGCUUCCUCAGCAGCGCCUCCUUGGAGAGCCACAUGAAGCUGCACUCGGACCAGAAGACCUACUCCUGCAUUUUCUGCCCGGAAUCCUUCGACCGCCUGGACCUGCUGAAGGACCACGUGGCCGUCCACAUCCACGACGGCUACUUCACCUGCCCCACCUGUAAGAAGCGCUUCCCCGAUUUCAUCCAGGUGAAAAAACACGUGCGAAGCUUCCACUCAGAAAAGAUCUACCAGUGCACAGAAUGCGACAAGGCCUUCUGCCGUCCUGACAAGCUGCGGCUGCACAUGCUCCGACACUCAGACCGCAAAGACUUCCUGUGUUCCACGUGUGGGAAGCAGUUUAAGCGAAAAGACAAACUGCGGGAACAUAUGCAGAGGAUGCAUAAUCCUGAGAGGGAGGCCAAGAAAGCCGACCGCAUCAGCCGCUCCAAGACGUUCAAGCCUCGCAUCACAUCCACCGACUACGACAGCUUCACGUUCAAGUGCCGCCUGUGCAUGAUGGGCUUCCGGAGACGGGGCAUGCUGGUAAAUCACUUAUCAAAGAGGCACCCAGACAUGAAGAUAGAGGAGGUGCCCGAGCUAACCCUGCCCAUCAUCAAGCCCAACCGCGAUUACUUUUGCCAGUAUUGCGAUAAGGUUUAUAAAAGUGCCAGCAAGCGGAAGGCCCACAUUCUGAAGAACCAUCCCGGGGCUGAGCUCCCGCCAAGCAUUCGGAAGCUUCGCCCUGCGGGCCCUGGAGAACCAGACCCCAUGCUGAGCACCCACACCCAGCUCACAGGCACAAUAGCCACCCCUCCUGUCUGCUGCCCCCACUGCUCCAAACAGUACAGCAGCAAGACCAAGAUGGUACAACACAUUCGAAAGAAGCAUCCGGAGUAUGCCCAGCUCCCUAACACCCUGCACACACCGCUGACCACAGCUGUGAUCAGCACUGCUCCGGCCGUUCUAACUACCGACAGUGCUACUGGGGAGACCGUGGUGACAACAGACCUGCUAACCCAGGCGAUGACAGAACUGUCCCAGACCUUAACGACAGAUUACCGAACGCCACAAGGGGACUACCAGAGGAUUCAGUACAUCCCCGUGUCACAGUCUGCGCCUGGUCUGCAGCAGCCUCAGCACAUACAGCUUCAAGUGGUGCAAGUGGCCCCGGCCACCUCCCCUCACCAGGCUCAGCAGUCCACAGUGGACGUGGGCCAGCUCCAUGACCCGCAGACCUACACCCAGCAUGCCAUCCAGGUGCAGCACAUCCAGGUCACCGAGCCUGCCACCGCGGCCCCACCGUCCUCCCAGGUAGCAGGGCAGCCACUGAGCCCCUCCUCCCAGCAGUCUCAGCAGGGGCUCAGCCCCUCCCACAUACAAGGCAGUUCUGCACAAGGCCAGGCUCUCCAGCAGCAGCAGCAGAGCUCCUCUGUGCAACACACAUACCUACCCAACACCUGGAAUUCCUUCCGUGGCUAUUCAUCUGAGAUUCAAAUGAUGACGCUUCCCCCAGGACAGUUUGUGAUUACAGAUAGUGGUGUGGCAACUCCAGUCACAACUGGCCAAGUGAAGGCGGUUACUCCGGGUCAUUAUGUGUUAUCAGAAAGUCAACCAGAAUUGGAGGAAAAGCAAGCUUCUGCCCUCUCUGGGGGAGUCCAGGUUCAGCCAACUCCGCACAGUGACUUGGACGCCCAGACCGCCAGCCAGCAGCAGCCCACGCAGUACAUCAUUACAACCACCACCAACGGGAAUGGGAGCAGGGAAGUGCACAUCACUAAACCGUAACUUCCACCCUUGAGCUAGAGUCAAGCAGUCACAUCAUGUCUUUUCUCAUUCAUAAAUCGGAAAGCUUCUGACACAACUUUUUAAAGAUUUGUCAUUCACUCAAGAGCUUGGAGGUUCCAGUCUUGACACUCAUACAACUACCGGGGCUUGUUUUAUCAAGGUCACCUUCACCAGAUUGACUCUUCGCGCCUCAGGCGUUGCUGUUGUGGCAUGGGGAUCUUCCAGUGGCAAGUAGAGUUCAAGAUGCAGAAACUUUGCCUUGCUCUUGAGUUAGUUUUUUUAACACGUUGAUAAUAAGCCUUACUUUUCCUUUGUGGAACUAUUAAGUGGUGUAUUGUGUCUGUACCAAAGGUGGAGAAAGGAUGUGACAAGUCCACGGCCACUGGACUUCAUUCCAAGCCGUGGGACCGAAAGGGAAGGCGCAUUUUAUGUGCACGAGUUAGAUCAGAACUGCUUCAUCUUUUUAGUUUUCAGUAACUUAACAAAGGGAGCCUAUUGAAUAUGGAAAUAACAAUUAUGAAGCAAAGGGUGACAGUGGUGUUCUGAAGGAAACACUGUCAUCUAAAUUUUUUUUAUUGCUGAUUAAAAAGAACUCUUGCCUUUUUGGGAAAAUCAUUGUUGGGCUAUUGCUAGUAUUUUCCACAGAUUCUGCCCUCAGCAGAUUAGGCCAGAAGACCAUGCUCUGCUAGAUCUUACUUUAUUAUUCCACAACGGUGGAUGCCCUGCAAGAGAAAAGGUUGCUUGAUGUCAGCAGGAAUUAAACUCCUGCAUUAAAGGGUUGCCACCCAUUCUCUGAUGUGGUUGCAAUAAGGAGAUAUUGGAGAUACCAGUACCAAGUAAAAUUACCGAGACAAUAUUUGUAUAUAAGGUAAAAAGCACUGAACCCUUGUCCUGCCUUGCAGGGUCCAUACCAUUCAUUAGUUAAGGAUGAAUCCUUUCUCUUCCCAGGUGUACACUCAGCCCUCGACCACAGCAUUCAGUGUAUUUUAGAAUUUCUAAUGCUUUCUUAAAAUGAACAUUCUUUGAGGUUGGAUGGAAAGGUGGCCCUCCUUAUUUCUUACCACUUUUAACUUAAACAUACAACAACUCACCUGGACCCUUUGGUAUGACCAACUUCACACUUAGGGGAAAAAUAAGAACGUGGGGACCAUUUAUAAUACAUUAAGGCAGUGAUUUUCAACAUUUUUCAUCUCAUAGCACACAUUAACUAAAUUACUAAAAUUCUGUGGCACACCAA
Messenger RNA from Miniopterus natalensis, 4936 nucleotides. RefSeq names its product PR/SET domain 10 (gene PRDM10). The record is from RefSeq and is a predicted model, not a curated record. Gene Ontology annotation, molecular function: protein binding. Lineage: Eukaryota; Metazoa; Chordata; Mammalia; Chiroptera; Miniopteridae.